CAUUUGUUAUUCGUCGAAAACCCUCAGAUAUCUCUGUCUCCCCCCGCUUAAACCCUGUGACUUUACUGCCUGCACCCUCGCCUACCCCUGAUCCUUCUCACUUUUGCCCUCAACUUCUGGAGAACUUUACCCCCUCUUACCCUGGAGACUCUGAUCAACCUCUGGCUAACCCUGAUCGUAUCCUGUUUGUGGAUGGCAGCUCCGUUCUGACCUCAGAUGGCUUAUGCCACGCCGCCUAUGCCAUAGUUACCUCUGAGGCGGUUGUUGAAGCAGCCCCCCUUCCUCUUGGGACUACUUCCCAGAAGGCAGAGCUCAUAGCCCUAACCUGGGCACUCCAUCUGUCCAAGGGACAACGAGUCACCAUUUACACUGACUCCAAAUAUGCUUACCUCAUAUCCCACACUCAUUCGGUUAUUUGGCAAGAAAGGGGAUUCCUGACUACCAAAGGUACCCCUAUCGUAAAUGGGCCGCUCAUUGCCAGGCUCCUCGAGGCCCUACGCCUACCCACCGAGGUCGCCAUUGUCCACUGCCGGGGACACCGAACUACCCCUGACUCGGUCUCCCUAGGCAACAAUAAAGCUGAUACGGUGGCCAGGCAGACGGCCGUUAGCGCCACUCCUGCCCCUGUACUCUUCCUCAACACUGCACAUCAACCUUGUUACACCGAGGAAGAGACGCUAGCACUCCAAAAGUUGGGGGGCAAACUAGGGAACAAAGGGUGGAUCCACAUGCAGAACCGCAUUGCCAUACCUGAAAACCUGGCUCACACCCUGGUCACAGAAAUUCACCAGUCGCUCCAUAUCAGCCCCAAGGCGUUGUUUCAAUUCUUACAACCUCUCUUCUACCACCCUUCUCUGUCCAAGGUCAUUGAAACCGUUCACAGGGCAUGCACUGUCUGUUCGGCUGUCAGUGCACAAGGUGGGAUCCGCAGGCCAGGACCUAACCACCAGUUGCGAGGCCACCAGCCGGGAGAAGACUGGCAGCUGGACUUCACCACCAUGCCCCGUCAUAAAAACCUCGGCUACCUACUAACCCUGGUUGACACGUUCACAGGUUGGAUAGAGGCCUAUCCCACAGCCGCGAGACGGCGGACGUCGUGGUUGCAAUCCUUAUUGAACACAUCAUUCCCCGUUUCAGACUGCCCCGAACCCUCCAGUCAGACAAUGGACCUGCCUUUAUAUCCAGCAUUACCCAGCAAGUGGCUGAAAGUCUCAAUAUCUCCUGGAGAUUGCACAUCCCUUACCAUCCUCAGUCCUCAGGUCCUGCUAUCAGGGAAAGACACCUCCACUCUCCCCUACUGCACCCCCUCGGGAAUCUUCCUCUCCUGCCCAAAAGGGAUCUAUUGCUGCCUAACUGCCAGUGAUUCCUUGGAUUGUACUCUCAUCCUUCUGUCUCCUACCACCAGCAUCUACUCAUCUGAACAACUCAUAUCUCAACUGUCCCCUACCUCUUGGAAGGGUUGCCUUCCUCCCCUUAAUAGGGGCAGGACUAACUAUCGGUGUGGCAACUGGGGCGGCAGGGCUGGGAACCUCCGUUAACUUCUAGGCACUCAAUGAGGACAUGGAACGAAUAGCAGACUCACUCACCGCCUUACAGACUCAGAUCACCAGCUUAGCCGCUGUCACCCUACAAAACCGACGCGCCCUAGAUCUCCUCACCGGCAAAAAAGGGGGAACAUGCCUUUACUUAACGAAAAGUGCUGCUACUUCGUCAACCAGUCGGGCAUAGUCACCUCCAAGGUCAAAGAACUCAAAGACCGGAAGACCAGAUCCCAGCUAGACGCCAAGAUGACUCCAUUUGGGGCUUAAGUCCCCAAGCCUGGGUAACUUGGCUCCUCCCCCUCUCAGGGCCCCUCUGUAUACUCCUCCUGUUAAUCUCAAUCGCUCCCUGCCUUAUACGUUGCUUACAGGAGCGCCUGCAAGAAAUCAGGGUAUCAGUCAACCAACUCCUCCUACAGCCCUAUUUCCACCUGCCCACAUCCGAUGGCCUCUACGACUGGCCUCUACGACGACGUCCCACUGCCAGCAGGAAGUAGCCAGAAUAGAGUCGACGCCCCCUGACACCAAUAUAAAUAUAAAGAGGUCGGAAUGAUGGGCCGGCUGGGAAACAGGGUCUCCAAGAUGCCGGAUCACCCCGCCAACCCUCUCCAAGAUGAAGAAUAACUUUACAGAAUGUGAUAGGAAUUCUUGUUUGUUUCUUACAAUGCCAUUGCCUGCUUGUAUAUUUAGAGUGGAAAUUAGGCUGGCUCACUGGGUAGAGCAUGGGACUCUGAAUCUCAGGGUUGUAGGUUCAAGCCCCAUGUUGGUUGUAGAGAUUACUUAAAAAUGAAAUAUUUAAAACAAAACAAGUGGAAUCUGUUGUCUUGACAUGGAACAACUGUUUCUUUUUGCCCGUUUUUGUACUUCAUUCGAAUGAAAUCAUUCAAUAUGGACUCUGGC
This is a messenger RNA of Canis lupus familiaris (dog), 2438 nucleotides long. RefSeq lists its product as uncharacterized. Gene Ontology annotation, biological process: DNA integration. NCBI's taxonomy places the organism in Eukaryota, Metazoa, Chordata, Mammalia, Carnivora, Canidae. The transcript has 2 exons. The record is from RefSeq and is a predicted model, not a curated record. Gene Ontology annotation, molecular function: nucleic acid binding. The coding region runs from base 729 to 1538 and encodes 269 amino acids.